Molecule: messenger RNA, 5255 nt
Organism: Sciurus carolinensis (gray squirrel)
Lineage: Eukaryota; Metazoa; Chordata; Mammalia; Rodentia; Sciuridae
Gene: Prep
Product: prolyl endopeptidase
Exons: 15
Coding region: 163-2295 (710 amino acids)
Biological process (GO): proteolysis
Cellular component (GO): cytosol
Molecular function (GO): serine-type endopeptidase activity; oligopeptidase activity
Source: RefSeq, a predicted model, not a curated record
GCGCCGCCAGAGUGGUCGUGAGCGCGCUGUCCCAGAGCCGUCCGUCCGCCGCCGCCGCCCGGCCGCAGCCCCGAGCCCGUGAGUCGCCCUGCGGCCAGCCCAGCCCACUCGCGUCCGCUCCCAGAGUCCGCACCCUCCGCGCAUUCCUGCUCGUCCCCGGCCAUGCUGUCCUUCCAGUACCCCGACGUGUACCGCGACGAGACUGCUGUACAGGAUUAUCAUGGGCAUAAAAUUUGUGACCCUUAUGUUUGGCUUGAAGACCCGGACAGCGAGCAAACCAAGGCCUUCGUGGAGGCCCAGAACAAGAUUACUGUGCCGUUUCUUGAGCAGUGUCCCAUCAGAGGUUUAUACAAAGAGAGAAUGACUGAACUCUAUGACUAUCCCAAGUAUAGCUGCCACUUCAAGAAAGGAAAGCGGUAUUUUUAUUUUUAUAAUACAGGUUUGCAGAAUCAACGAGUAUUAUAUGUGCAAGAUUCUUUAGAGGGUGAGGCCAGAGUGUUUCUCGACCCCAACAUACUGUCCGACGAUGGCACAGUGGCUCUCCGAGGUUAUGCCUUCAGUGAAGAUGGUGAAUAUUUUGCCUAUGGUUUGAGUGCCAGUGGCUCAGACUGGGUGACGAUCAAGUUCAUGAAAGUCGAUGGUGCCAAAGAACUUCCUGAUGUGCUUGAAAGGGUCAAGUUCAGCUGUAUGGCCUGGACCCAUGAUGGGAAGGGAAUGUUCUACAACUCAUACCCUCAACAGGAUGGAAAGAGUGAUGGCACAGAGACAUCCACUAAUCUCCAUCAGAAGCUCUGCUAUCAUGUCCUGGGAACCGAUCAGUCAGAAGACAUCUUGUGUGCUGAGUUUCCUGAGGAGCCUAAGUGGAUGGGAGGAGCUGAGUUAUCUGAUGACGGGCGCUAUGUCUUGUUAUCAAUAAGGGAGGGAUGUGAUCCAGUGAACCGACUCUGGUACUGUGACCUGCAGCAGGAAUCCAAUGGCAUCACUGGAAUCCUGAAGUGGGUUAAACUGAUCGACAACUUUGAAGGAGAAUAUGACUACGUCACCAAUGAGGGGACAGUGUUCACGUUCAAGACGAAUCGCCAUUCUCCCAACUAUCGCCUGAUCAACAUCGAUUUCACGGAUCCUGACGAGUCUAAGUGGAAAGUGCUUGUUCCCGAGCAUGAGAAAGAUGUCUUAGAAUGGGUAGCUUGUGUCAGGUCCAACUUUCUGGUCCUGUGCUACCUCCAUGAUGUGAAGAACAUUCUGCAGCUGCAGGACCUGACCACCGGUGCUCUCCUCAAGACCUUCCCGCUCGAGGUCGGCAGUAUCGUGGGGUACAGUGGGCAGAAGAAGGACACUGAGAUCUUCUACCAGUUCACUUCCUUCUUAUCUCCAGGUAUCAUUUAUCACUGUGAUCUUACCAAAGAGGAACUGGAGCCCAGAGUUUUCCGAGAGGUGACUGUGAAAGGAAUCGACGCGUCUGAUUACCAGACAAUCCAGAUUUUCUACCCUAGCAAGGAUGGUACAAAAAUUCCAAUGUUCAUUGUGCAUAAAAAAGGCAUAAAAUUGGACGGCUCGCAUCCUGCUUUCUUAUAUGGCUAUGGUGGCUUCAACAUAUCUAUCACACCCAACUACAGCGUAUCCAGGCUCAUAUUCGUGAGACACAUGGGUGGCGUCCUUGCUGUGGCCAACAUCAGGGGUGGCGGUGAAUAUGGAGAGACGUGGCAUAAAGGUGGUAUCUUGGCCAACAAACAAAACUGCUUUGAUGACUUUCAGUGUGCUGCCGAGUAUCUGAUCAAGGAAGGCUACACAUCUCCCAAGAGGCUGACGAUUAACGGAGGUUCAAAUGGAGGUCUCCUAGUGGCUACGUGUGCAAAUCAGCGGCCUGACCUCUUUGGUUGUGUUAUUGCCCAAGUUGGAGUAAUGGACAUGCUGAAGUUCCAUAAAUAUACCAUCGGUCACGCCUGGACCACUGAUUAUGGGUGCUCGGACAGCAAACAACACUUUGAAUGGCUCAUCAAAUAUUCCCCACUGCACAACGUGAGGCUGCCUGAGGCGGAUGGCAUCCAGUACCCGUCCAUGCUUCUCCUCACCGCUGACCAUGAUGACCGGGUGGUCCCGCUUCACUCCCUGAAGUUCAUUGCCACCCUUCAGUACGUGGUGGGCCGCAGCCGGAAGCAGAGCAACCCCCUGCUCAUCCAUGUGGACACCAAGGCUGGCCAUGGGGCAGGGAAGCCCACAGCCAAAGUGAUAGAAGAAGUCUCAGAUAUGUUUGCGUUCAUAGCUCGAUGCCUGAACAUUGACUGGAUUCAGUAAAUGGGAUUUCCUGCUCCUCCAACAGCCACAGAAAACCUCAAGGGCUUUCACACUGUUCCAACUGAGAAACCACUGGGCACAACGCUCCCCACAUGAGCACUGUUCCUGGACUCACAGACUACAGUCGAACAGAACUACCGUGGGAAUUUUAUCUUUUUUAGGCUUCUCCUUUUUAGCAAGCCCUUGGCAUUUCUUUUCCCACCCUAUCCAGGCACAUAUUUUAAAAAGAAUUUUAAAAGGCAUGUUUGGAUAAAUAGCUCAAUGUCAGCAAACGUGUGAAUACUAGAUUGCCGAAUUAAGGGUUUUGGCCGGGCAUCCUCAUACGUAACAACUCAGUGAAUUUUGCUUCUAUAACCAUAACCUAUAUAUCCUUAAAUAAAUGUGAGAACUCUUCUCAUGAAAGAUUUCAUUGCAAUACUAAUAAAUGCUAUUUAAGAAUGGGAGACUUUAUAUUUGGUUCCUUUGCAUUGAGGGGCAUCACUUGAAGUGCAGUUGACCAUGGGGAUAAAACAUUUCACUUUUAUGCGACAAGUUAGUUUCCAAACCCUUAAAUCAUAGAAUGUAAACACAGAAAAGAAGUUGAGCUUGUCCAUUCCUGCUCCCUUAUCUCUGGGCAAAGCUGUUAGAGGCGGCUCACUGUCUUAAAUGUUACCUAUUCAGACACGGGUGAUGAUCUGAUAUGGGGCUCUUUUGGUUUGGAUGCCUCCUUUUAAAAUCUGUGAAGUGGAAAAUUCAGAUUACUCACCUAUCUGACUGCAUAUUGAUUUGGUUACAGAGUGUUCCUGGAAAUCAGAGUGCCUCAGAUAUGAAACUAAGAGGCCCCAUGAGUAAAUUAUCCAAAAGAGGUAUUCAUCCAAAUGUACAGUCAGAAUUUUCAGCCUUUCCCAAGCUGUUUCAUCUCUGUAAACCACUUCCUGGAAAUUGAAAUAGUCAUUCUUUAAAAACAAACCUACAACAGCAAAAGUAAGAAGAAAGUUUGGGUUCAUCCCACUCCCCAGGAAUCUUUUAAGAGGAGGGCAUGCCAUUCCUCAAACUUUCACUUAGAAGUUGUCUCAAGGCCUAUGUUUUAAUAUCACAUGAAAUAGUGUUACUUUGAGUAGCAGUUUAUGAAAUGCUGAUCUAAUUUAUAAGAAAAGUUUGUCUUUAUCAGCUAAGAUGAAAAUUAUUCUACAUGAAGUCUCUUAACUUUAUAUAAAAUUGCAAGUUCUGUCUUCUAAAUCAUAUACAAACAUAUUUUAAUUGCUCUACUUAAAUUGUGGUCAAAAAUUAGGCACCAUCUUCUACCUAGUAUAUCAGCACACGCCAAGCAUAACUGAAAGGUGGCCACAACUUGGUUUUUCUGUUCUAGAACCAUGUUUUCUGUUAUUGUUUGUUUGAAUGAGCACUAUGCAUAAAGCAGCUGUCAUUGAACAUCUGAUUCAUUAUAACCUCUCAGGAGAAAAGCUGUGCAGAUAGUGCAGGGCACCUGGAGACUGAAGUCAGUCUAUCAAGACAGAUGCUCACACUAGCUAACUACAAAGAAACCCCUGACUAGUGCAGCAGGAAAAAGCAAUAAAAUUUUUGCCCAAGGCAACCCUUUCCUAGAUCGGGUGAGUCAUCUGAGGUGCAGAUAGCGGCUGACACAGUGGGAGCAUUUCUAGCUUGUGUAGGAUCCAACAAUUCUUUCCCACUGAGGUCUCCUACUUGAAAAUAGAAAGUAUGGUGUGGAGGGUCUGAGCUUCAGAGUCAGGCCUGGGCUCAAAUCCCAACUUGUUCAACUGGUACCUGGCAAUGAUGUAGAAUAAACAAAGUAGUGUGUUUAUGAGUGCCUAGCACACAGUUGCUUACAAUUAUGAACUCUUUUUUUCCAACCUAAUUUUUCAAUCUCAAUUUUAACUCAGUAACUCCUCCCACGAACUAAAAGGUAUCUUUUAAGCUUUAAACAUUGGAAGUAAGACUUGAGAUUGGGAUUUUUCUCAGAAAAAUCUUAUGUUGGUCUUAUGUUGGUCUGUGGUAUUUAGGGGAAAAAACUCUACCCUUGCACAUGUGGUCUAACAGCCUUGUCACUGGGCCUUGCUGAAUGCCACAGAGCAUUUGUUACCUUGGGAUAGUCAUAUUUGUGAUACUAAAUGUAUUCAUACUUGGAAUAUUAUAAAACUAAUUAAUCACGUUUCUUAAUACUCCUACGGAACUUAGGCAACUAUGCACAGAUGGUGCUACUAGUUAGGAAAGGUUAAAUUUCAACUGAGCAAGCCUGUCGCCGAUCUGUCCAUGGUUGACAAUCUUAGCAGCCUUGGCAGUUCCCUCAGGGCAGGUCACACCGCUAAUGCCCAAAAGGACUUAAAGAUUCAAAGGUUGGGAAGCUGUGAGGGGACUGGGAAGGGCUAAAGGUUAUCACUGUGGUCAGGCAGUGGAAUGAGGACUAAGGCUGAUGAAUGAGGAGCGUGUAGGCACACUGCAUACUCCAGGGGCUGGAGGUGCAGAGAAAGUCCUGCCCUCAUCAGGUGACUUUCCAGGGGAGGAGACAAGUAAUGAAUUUUUCUUGCUGAGCAUUUAUCCUUUGCCUCUCUGUUCCGUGCACCACAUGCACUUGUGUGUGUGUGUGUGUGUGUGUGUGUGUGUGUGUGUCCUCACACAACCUUAGCAAUCAUGUACUAACCUGAAUCCAUUUGGCAAAGGUUCCCCAGAUGAAGUGGGCAAGCAGGGCAGUAACCCCAGCAGCUGCACCCUGGAACUGUUAUGGUCUGGAUGUUUGUUUACCCUGAAAAUUGAUAUGUUGAAAUCCUAAUAGAAGGUGGGGCCUUUAGGAGAUGAUCAAGCCAUGAGGGCUUUGCCCUUACUCAGAGGUCAAAGAGAACUCCUCAUCCCUCAUACCCUGUGAGGGCACAAGAAAGGUGUCAUCUAUGAACCAAAUCUGUCCGUGCCUUGAUCUUGGACUUCCCAGCCUCCAGAAUUCUAAUAAAUUUGUUGUUUAUAAGCCA